Molecule: messenger RNA, 518 nt
Organism: Drosophila montana
Lineage: Eukaryota; Metazoa; Arthropoda; Insecta; Diptera; Drosophilidae
Product: histone H3
Exons: 1
Coding region: 58-468 (136 amino acids)
Cellular component (GO): nucleosome
Molecular function (GO): protein heterodimerization activity; structural constituent of chromatin; DNA binding
Source: RefSeq, a predicted model, not a curated record
CGCACGAUUAGUGUGUUUUUAACAGUGACUGUGUGAAGUUAGAAUUGUGAAAGAAAGAUGGCUCGUACUAAGCAAACUGCUCGUAAAUCAACUGGAGGAAAGGCUCCUCGGAAACAGUUAGCUACUAAGGCAGCACGUAAAAGUGCUCCAGCAACUGGUGGUGUGAAGAAACCUCAUCGCUAUAGGCCAGGCACUGUUGCCCUGCGUGAAAUUCGUCGCUACCAGAAGAGCACGGAACUGCUUAUUCGCAAGUUGCCGUUCCAGCGUUUAGUACGCGAAAUUGCUCAGGACUUCAAGACCGACUUACGUUUCCAGAGCUCGGCUGUGAUGGCUUUGCAGGAAGCUAGCGAAGCCUAUCUAGUUGGCCUAUUCGAAGAUACAAACUUGUGUGCUAUCCACGCUAAACGUGUCACCAUCAUGCCCAAGGACAUUCAACUGGCCAGACGUAUUCGUGGAGAGCGCGCUUAAGUCAUACCUCGUCACUAAUACAUAAAUAUCAAACAAAUCGGUCCUUUUCA